AUGUGUCAUUUCAGGUUCGUAGAUUUAAUAAAAGAUACAACAAAUGUGGAAUAUGUUAAACUUAUCGUAUCCUGCUUAUACUACGGUUCUGAAGAUUCUUUCAAUCGUUUUAUCCUUCAAACAGCUCUCACUAGUGCUAAUGUGGCUGGCAGGAAAUGGGCAACUCAAUUUUUAAGUAUUUUGGCAUCUCACAAUAUCAGUGAUUUCUCAGUCUGGGGGAUAAAAUUGUUGUUGGGACAACUCGCGGAUCCCUCAGCAAAAGUUGUCCGGCAUGCUUUACGUCUGUUGCAUCGUUGGAUACCACAUUAUCUAGAGAGUGUUUAUCUAAUCAAAGACAUAUGUUUCGAUAUAUUUGGUGAUGCGGGAAUUUUGUUGAAGACAUAUCUCUUCUCCAAUGAGAGUUAUGUAAAGGACAAUUCUCGUGAUGUCUUAGCAACUCUGGAUUAUUGGAAAAGGAAAUUUAAUAUGCGUUACGUCGAGAUAGUUGAUGAGGAUGUCAGAGUUGCUUUGUUGGAUUCGAAACGUUCAAUCAAUGGACAAUAUGCAAGAUCUUCAAAUGAGCGAGUUUCCAAGUUAGGUGUGCCAAUGCCAGUACAUCUUUAUGGACAGCUAGUACAACAUGACACUGGUCGUGAACUACUGCUGAGAUCGAAUGAAGUUGAUAGAUUGCUUGAUGUUUUACGUGACUCGCCUUUACCAACAGAUACUUAUCAAACAUCUAAAUUAAAAGGUGCGCUCUACGCGUUGGGGCAUAUUGUUGCCAAUCUGAAUCCAAGCCUUUUGCCCAUGGAAACAGUACCAAUUAUUUGUCGCUUUGCUGAAUGUUGUCCAGUUCUUAGUAUUCGAGGCUCAGCUUUUUGGGUCCUUAAUCUUAUUGGCAAUACACAACUUGGUUCUGUUUUGCUGUUGUCACUAGGCUGGGAAAGCAGCAAUUUUAUUAUUGGUGAGAAAAAAUCGAAUAUGUUACUACUAAAGGCAGCCAAUAUAGAUAUAAAUAAAAUUUGGAUUCGUUGCAUCGAUGAAAAACUUCCUUCGCAACAAGAAAUAAACUUGAAAACUUUUGGCGUUGAUCUUGUGAGCUCGACAUUUAUCACGAAUAAGAAUGGGACAGUUCCAUUUACUGAUUAUGGAACACUUUGGCACCGAAAAAUGAAUUGCUCAAUUGAAACUCGUCAUGUUUCUAGCUGUGUGACUUUUGAACUUGAAAGUCGAUUGUUUAAUCAUGGCAAUAUUAGUGUUAUGGAAAUGGAAGGUAUAAGAGAAGAUUGUUUAAUGGUUCGCACUCAGUUUCGCCUACCAUCAUUUUCGUUUGACACAGCGCUAAAUUAUACCGCUAUAUCAGAUAAUAAGUUUCUGUGUUUGUGUGGCUUUCUGAAUCCUCUAGAAAGUAAACACAGAAAACUUUCGAGAAAAACUGAUUCAGAAACGACAAAAUCUCGACCGGUCAACUUUUCCGAUCAGUCCAUCUCACUCCCUCUCAUUCCUGAUUUUUUUUUAAAGAACGUAUUUCUUGGUGACGAAUUCACAGAACAGAGCUGUAAUUCAUCGAUUGUUAAACACAUGCAUCAAAUCAGUAAUUGCUUCUAUUGUUCGUGGCCUGAAGAAUAUUUCGGCAGUAAAAAUGUUUUGGAAGUUGAGGUACCUAGUGAAGCAAGGGAUGAGAUAAUAUCAAUGUUUUUAUUACAAGAAUCGAAAUGUUUAAACAGUUCAAAAAAGUUGCUCAGGAAUUACUUAUCUAACCGCGAAGUUUUUUCCUCGAUUUGCCUUUAUUCAGACGUUCUGGUAUUAUUAGCCCAGCAUAAUUUCAGCUUAGAAACAAGGCGUCUGGUUCAUGAGUUAUUUGCAGAUGCUUUAAAGAAAGCAAGUUAA
This is a messenger RNA of Brugia malayi, 1869 nucleotides long. RefSeq names its product AVO3, putative. Gene Ontology annotation, molecular function: protein serine/threonine kinase activator activity. The coding region runs from base 1 to 1869 and encodes 622 amino acids. Gene Ontology annotation, cellular component: TORC2 complex. Gene Ontology annotation, biological process: TORC2 signaling; positive regulation of phosphatidylinositol 3-kinase/protein kinase B signal transduction. NCBI's taxonomy places the organism in Eukaryota, Metazoa, Nematoda, Chromadorea, Rhabditida, Onchocercidae. The transcript is spliced from 14 exons. The record is from RefSeq and is a predicted model, not a curated record.